AUGUCGUCAAUGAAUGCAAAUACAGAUCUUAUUUUAUUUUUUAAUAAUGCAUCAAAUUCUCUUAAUUAUUAUCUAUCAAUUUUUAUCAUUAUUUUUGGUAUAAUUGGUAAUAUUCUCAAUAUUCUUGUAUUAAGUCAACGAUCACUUCGAUCAAAUUCAUCUGCUAUUUAUUUUCUUGCUUCAGCUAUUGUCGGAAUAAUUGUUAUUAUUAGUGGUCUUAUCAGUCGAAUGUUGUCAGCGUGUAAUUUAGAUUUAACUUUAACAACUGAUUGGAUUUGUAAAGUCCGUAAUUUUAUUCUUUAUAAUUCAAGAACAAUAUUCUUAUGGAUGAUUGUCUUAGCAACAAUUGAUCGAUGGUUAUCAUCUAGUAUUUCAAUUAAUUUACGAUCAAUGAGUAAUUUAAAAAAUGUACAACGAAGUAUAAUUAUUAUUCUUAUCUAUUCUUGUCUUAUCAAUAUUCCAAUACUCUAUUGUUAUAGAGCUAAUUUAAGUGAUAUUCUACGUGCAUGUUAUGGUUCAACAUAUAGUUGUCGUUUGACAACAGAUUUAAUCUAUGCAUUUGGUACAGUUUUAUUACCUUUAUUACUCAUGAUUAUCUUUGGUUUAUUAACUAUUAAAAAUGUUCGUCAUCUACAAAGUCGUGUUCAUGCAAUAAAUGGUGUUAUGAUAAGCCUUGAAAAUAAAAAUGUAUCGUCGAAUAGAAGCGGACAUCUUCCAGCAAAGAAAACAGAUCGACAAUUACUUAAAAUGCUUCUUGUACAAGUCACUCUAUUAUUUCUAUUUACAUCACCACAUGCAAUUCAAAAAGUUUAUUCAUCAUUUGCAUCAUCUCCUCCAUCAGGAUCAUUAGAUAAUGCUGUUCAGAAUUUUAUCUUUACUAUAUUGACUCUUAUCGCACUUGCCGCGAGUGGAACUCCUUUCUAUAUUUAUACAUUAACUGGUGGAAGUGUAUUUCGAAAUGCACUUCGUCAUCUUGUAAAAAUAGUUAUUCAAAAAUGUUAUUAUAUGCCGAUCAAUAGACUAAAUCGCAUGAGAGAAACAAACUAG
Molecule: messenger RNA, 1047 nt
Organism: Adineta steineri
Lineage: Eukaryota; Metazoa; Rotifera; Eurotatoria; Adinetida; Adinetidae
Source: the annotation of a GenBank genome assembly